CGACAAUCUUCCCCUCCCUCCGUCGAAUCCCCCCCCCCCACUAUUUAUACGCCACUCCAAACCCGUAGCUUUCACACAGAUCUCCCGGUGAUUCAUCAAUGGCGGCCUACACUUCCUCUGUGCCCGCCACUCCUCUUCUGAAAGACGAGCUCGAUAUCGUGAUCCCCACGAUCCGGAACCUGGAUUUCCUGGAGCAGUGGAGGCCGUACUUCCAGCCCUACCACUUGAUCAUUGUCCAGGACGGAGAUCCUUCCAAGGUCAUCAAGGUCCCCCAGGGAUUCGAUUAUGAGCUCUACAACCGCAAUGACAUUAACCGGAUCCUCGGCCCCAAAGCCUCCUGCAUCUCCUUCAAGGAUUCCGCUUGCCGUUGCUUUGGAUACAUGGUCUCCAAGAAGAAGUAUGUCUACACCAUUGACGACGAUUGCUUUGUAGCUAAAGAUCCUUCUGGAAAGGAAAUUAAUGCGCUGGAGCAGCACAUUAAGAACCUGUUAUCUCCAUCAUCUCCAUUCUUCUUCAACACAUUGUAUGAUCCCUACCGAGAGGGAGCAGACUAUGUGCGCGGGUACCCCUUCAGUCUCAGAGAUGGUGCCCCAACCGCUGUUUCUCAUGGCCUGUGGCUUAACAUCCCAGAUUACGAUGCCCCAACCCAGCUUGUCAAGCCCCUUGAGAGGAACACUAGGUAUGUUGAUGCGGUGAUGACUAUACCAAAGGGAACCUUAUUUCCAAUGUGUGGUAUGAAUUUGGCAUUUGACCGUAAUCUGAUUGGCCCUGCCAUGUAUUUCGGACUAAUGGGCGAUGGGCAGCCUAUUGGUCGCUAUGAUGAUAUGUGGGCUGGCUGGUGUACCAAGGUGAUCUGCGACCACUUUGGGUGGGGAGUGAAGACAGGACUGCCGUACAUUUGGCACAGCAAGGCCAGCAAUCCGUUCGUGAACCUUAAGAAGGAAUACAAGGGGAUCUAUUGGCAGGAGGAGCUCAUCCCGUUUUUCCAGUCGGUCACCCUCCCAAAGGAGUGCACCACCGUGCAGUCGUGCUACCUUGAGCUGGCCAAGCAAGUGAAAGCCAAGCUUGGCAAGGUUGAUGCUUACUUCACCCAGCUUUCUGAUGCCAUGGUCACUUGGAUUCAUGCCUGGGAUGAGCUCAACCCGCCGCCACCCACCACUGCCACCCUCCCCAAUGGAACCUCCACAAAUGGCUCCAAGUCGUCGUAAAGCUAUCUUUCCCAGGAGGCCAUGCUUGGACUUGUACUUCCGUUAUAUUCUAGGCUUUGUGUAAGGAUCCGAGAGAGUACUUUUUUUCUGUCUUUAUUUAUUCUUCAAUAUUAUGAAUUUCAAACCAUAUCUUUUUUUCCAGCAUUAGAGUCUAUAUCUAUAUGAUACACAUACACACAGUGAGAAAGUGAAUUUUUAUUUUUGUUACUACAGAAGUAUGGAUUAAUCAUAUGUUGUUAUACAUGGGGCUCUGAUUGUUUGUC
Molecule: messenger RNA, 1471 nt
Organism: Cuscuta campestris
Lineage: Eukaryota; Viridiplantae; Streptophyta; Magnoliopsida; Solanales; Convolvulaceae
Source: the annotation of a GenBank genome assembly